GAGUCAAGAUUGCUCUUUCCAUUCCAGAGCGAGAGAAAGAGAAAGAAACCAAAUAGACUUCAGAGAUGGACGAAGAAACCCUAAACCCCGAACCACACACCGUGACCUCUCUAGCGAACAACAAUGGAGACCAACCCAUGCCGGAUGCCGCUGACCAGAAUCUUAGCUCCUCCGACUCCGAUUCCGACUCCGCCUCUGAUCCCGGCGAAGAUCUGCAGCAGAUUCAAACACUCGAAGCCGAGCUCGCAACCAACCCCUCUAACUACGACGCCAAUGUCCAAUACAUUAAGAUGAUGAGGAAAAUGGCGGACAUUGAAAAGCUGCAGCGAGCGAGGGAGGCUAUGAGCAAGGUGUUCCCAUUGACCCCCUCUAUGUGGCAGGAAUGGGCUGACGACGAGGUUGCCAUGGGCUCCGGAGCCGAGACUUUCGCUACAGUCGAAAAGCUUUAUGAGCAAGGAGUCUUUGAUUAUCUGUCCAUCUCUCUUUGGAGUGACUACUUAGCUUUUGUUCGAGAAAAUGAUCCCUCAGUAAAAGAAGCUUCACCUGCUGGUAUUUCAAAGGCAAGAGAUUUGUUUGAACGUGCUCUUACCGCAGCUGGUUUGCAUGUAUCUGAAGGGAGUAAGAUAUGGGAAGCUUACAGGGAGUUUGAGCAAGCUAUAUUACAUAUUAUCGAUGGGACUGACACUCAGGCUAGGGAGAAGCAAAUUCAGCGCAUUCGUGUUAUAUUCCAGCGUCAGCUAUCAGUUCCCCAUGUUGAUAUGAGAUCAACACUAUUGGCUUACAAGGCAUGGGAGAUGGAACAAGGAAUCGUUGUUGACACUGGCUGCAGUGAUCAUGAUGGUAUAUCAAGUCAUGUUGCCUCAGCUUACCAAAAGGCGUUGGAAAUUUACAAUGCCCGUGUUUGUUUUGAAGAAAAAAUCAGUCAGCAUGAUAUGCCUGAUGAAGAAAGACUAAAACAAUUCAUGAACUACUUGAAAUUUGAACAAUCUUGUGGAGACCCUGUCCGUGUGCAAGUCUUGUAUGAACGCGCUAUUACAGAGUUUCCUAUAGCCAGUCAGCUCUGGUUUGAUUACACUCACUACUUGGACAAAACAUUCAAGGUUGGCAGAAUUAUAAGCAAUGUUUAUUCCAGGGCUGUGAAGAAUUGCCCCUGGGUUGGAGAACUUUGGGUCAGAUAUUUGCUUUCCUUGGAGCGUGGCCAUGCUUCUGAGAAAGAGAUAGCAGCUGUGUUUUACAAGUCCCAGCAAUGCACCUUUUCAACACUCGAUGAGUAUGUGGAUUUAUUUUUCACCCGCAUAGAUGGAUUAAGACGAAGAAUCUCAUGUCCCAUUGAAGGAGAUCACGCCUUGGAUUACUCAGUGUUAAGGGAUACAUUUCAGUCUGCAUCAGAUUACCUAUCACCACAGAUGAAGAACACAGAUGGCCUAUUACGUUUGUAUGCUUAUUGGGCCCGCCUAGAGCUACAUCUGGGAAAAGAUAUAGCUGCUGCUCGGGGGGUUUGGGAAAGUUUACUGAAGAUCAGUGGUACAAUGAUGGAAGCCUGGCAAGGUUAUAUAGCAAUGGAAAUUGAAUCGGGCCAUGUGAAUGAAGCUCGUUCCAUAUAUAAGAGAUGCUUCAGUAAAAAAUUUUCCGGCACUGGUUCAGAGGACAUCUGCUACCUGUGGUUGCGCUUUGAGAGGGAGUUUGGUUCAUUGGAUGAUUUCGACCAUGCACAACAAAAGGUUGCUCCCCGUCUACAGGAGCUUCAACUAUUUCGGUCCAAGCAAGAACCCCAAUUGACCGAAGAGAGGGACAAUUCUUUCAAAAAAAAUGUGCGCGACAAGAGAAAGCAAGCUUCAGAUGCAAGUGAACAACCUUUAGCAAAGAGACAAAAGGAUGCAGGUCAAAAGAAAAAGAAGGAAUAUGAGGUCCAAAACUUAGCUGAACAAAAUGAAGGGACAGAGAUGAAAGCCAAGGGUGUCAAAGGUGUACAAAGUGAGAUGAAGGAGCCUGUUCAAGAGAAAACAAAAGUAUACGCUGACCAAUGCACUGCUUUUGUAUCAAACCUGAACUUGAAGGCAAAUAAUGAACAUCUUCACCAGUUCUUCAGUGAUGUUGGAGGAGUUGUUGCUAUUCGAAUACUGAAGGACAAAUUCACUGGAAAGUCAAGGGGACUAGCAUAUGUGGACUUCUCGGAUGAUGCACACCUUGCUGCAGCUGUAGCAAAAAAUAAGAAGACACUCCUAGGGAAGAAGUUGAGCAUUGCACGAUCAGAUCCGAAGCGUGGCAAGAAAGAACAUGGGCAUACUGAUCAAACCGGUGCAGCCAGUGGAUCUGGUGAGCCACGCCAAAGAAGCGACAAUGUUCUUCUUAAGGGGAAGAACACAUUUGCAGUUCCAAGGAAUGUUGCUGCACUUGGUUGGAGCACGAAUAAGCCAAAAACUGAGGAUCCGGAUGAUGAAAAGCCAAAAUCUAAUGAUGAGUUCAGAAGCAUGUUCCUGAAAGGUUAGAGAUAUGGUUUUGGGUUUAGGGGAAUCUGCAUCAGGAACACGUAUCAAACCAACUUUUCCCAUGCAUAGGGAUAGUAUUGGGUUCAGUUUUUAGAUAUAUGGAAAAAUGAAAAGGAUCUGUUAUCAGCUACACAGGAUGUAUAGGACAAAUCUGAUUCUGCUAAAACACAAUACAUGGGAUGCUUGCGAAUUGUUGAUUUUUGACAGCUUUUGGGUGUUUGAUGUCUCACAUUUUUACUAUGUGUCCAUGCUUUGUUGUAUACUUGUACUUGAAAUAAUUUUUAGGAAAGCAUUCUGUUGUGGGGUGCCUGAACAAUUGGCAGGGGCCUUCAGUAUUGAUUCCUUCCCUGGAGCUUUUAGAUCCACCUAGUGGUUGGUUGGCACUGUGGAUGUGCAGAAAUAUCAUAGGCCUUUUCUCAGCACAUCACAAGACCGCACAACCAGUCUUGUCAGCUAGCUGCAUUAGCUCUUAGCUACAACUGACCUUAUUGACAUCUUACAUCCAAAGACCUCAAUUGAAGGGCAUCUAGUGAUCGACAAGCAUUCUGAUGAUUUAAAAUUCAAGAAUUGCAAUUAAUAUUGGAUUUUCAUCAAGUUUAGAUUUUUGCUAAACUUCUCAUAAUGUUGAAGUCUACAAGUGGCUCAAGAGAGGAUGAAGCAUUUCCAUGACAAGAGACAGUGACAGUCAAGACUGAUUAUGUGCGGUACGAGAUAUGGUUUAUAUCUUAAACUACGACACUACAAGAAUCACCCAAUGUAG
Molecule: messenger RNA, 3249 nt
Organism: Fragaria vesca subsp. vesca
Lineage: Eukaryota; Viridiplantae; Streptophyta; Magnoliopsida; Rosales; Rosaceae
Product: squamous cell carcinoma antigen recognized by T-cells 3-like
Exons: 16
Coding region: 66-2489 (807 amino acids)
Biological process (GO): RNA processing
Molecular function (GO): RNA binding; protein binding
Source: RefSeq, a predicted model, not a curated record